AUGUCAUUUGCAGGUAUCCCAUUGUUUCACUACCUCUUGAAAAAUCCAUUCUUGGAAAGAGUGAAAGUUGGCAGUUCAAAAGUGCAAGGAUGCGGAGUUCAAGGAUGCGGAGUUCAAGGAUGCGGAGUUCAAGGAUGCGGAGUUCAAGGAUGCGGAGUUCAAGGAUGCGGAGUUCAAGGAUGCGGAGUUCAAGGAUGCGGAGUUCAAGGAUGCGGAGUUCAAGGAUGCGGAGUUCAAGGAUGCGGAGUUCAAGGAUGCGGAGUUCAAGGAUGCGGAGUUCAAGGAUGCGGAGUUCAAGGAUGCGGAGUUCAAGGAUGCGGAGUUCAAGGAUGCGGAGUUCAAGGAUGCGGAGUUCAAGGAUGCGGAGUUCAAGGAUGCGGAGUUCAAGGAUGCGGAGUUCAAGGAUGCGGAGUUCAAGGAUGCGGAGUUCAAGGAUGCGGAGUUCAAGGAUGCGGAGUUCAAGGAUGCGGAGUUCAAGGAUGCGGAGUUCAAGGAUGCGGAGUUCAAGGAUGCGGAGUUCAAGGAUGCGGAGUUCAAGGAUGCGGAGUUCAAGGAUGCGGAGUUCAAGGAUGCGGAGUUCAAGGAUGCGGAGUUCAAGGAUGCGGAGUUCAAGGAUGCGGAGUUCAAGGAUGCGGAGUUCAAGGAUGCGGAGUUCAAGGAUGCGGAGUUCAAGGAUGCGGAGUUCAAGGAUGCGGAGUUCAAGGAUGCGGAGUUCAAGGAUGCGGAGUUCAAGGAUGCGGAGUUCAAGGAUGCGGAGUUCAAGGAUGCGGAGUUCAAGGAUGCGGAGUUCAAGGAUGCGGAGUUCAAGGAUGCGGAGUUCAAGGAUGCGGAGUUCAAGGAUGCGGAGUUCAAGGAUGCGGAGUUCAAGGAUGCGGAGUUCAAGGAUGCGGAGUUCAAGGAUGCGGAGUUCAAGGAUGCGGAGUUCAAGGAUGCGGAGUUCAAGGAUGCGGAGUUCAAGGAUGCGGAGUUCAAGGAUGCGGAGUUCAAGGAUGCGGAGUUCAAGGAUGCGGAGUUCAAGGAUGCGGAGUUCAAGGAUGCGGAGUUCAAGGAUGCGGAGUUCAAGGAUGCGGAGUUCAAGGAUGCGGAGUUCAAGGAUGCGGAGUUCAAGGAUGCGGAGUUCAAGGAUGCGGAGUUCAAGGAUGCGGAGUUCAAGGAUGCGGAGUUCAAGGAUGCGGAGUUCAAGGAUGCNCAGUUGUAAGCGAAUUAUAA
Messenger RNA from Parasteatoda tepidariorum (common house spider), 1209 nucleotides. RefSeq lists its product as uncharacterized. NCBI's taxonomy places the organism in Eukaryota, Metazoa, Arthropoda, Arachnida, Araneae, Theridiidae. The record is from RefSeq and is a predicted model, not a curated record.